GGCAGUUUCAAGAUGGCGGCGUUCGGCGCGGAGCGCUGGGUGAGCGAGUUACCGAACCACACGAUCUUCAGGAGAAUACGGGAGAAGUCGGAGUGGGACCGGCACCGGGGCGAGAGGGGGGCCGCCAAGAACCUGACCUUCUGCCUGGGGGGAGACUUCUUCGUGUGGGACGACGCGGAGCGGCUGUUCUACACCACCAACCUGCGGCAGCUGAACGCGGAGGAGGGACGCGGCGGCGGCGGGGACUGUCAGACCCUCCUGUGCAUCAACCCGCCGCUGUUCGAGGUGAACCGGGUGUCGCUGAGUCCCACCCAGCACCACGUCGCGCUGAUCGGGCAGCGCGGGGUCUCGGUGCUCGAGCUGCCGCAGCGCUGGGGGAAGAGGUCCGAGUUCGAAGGCGGGCGGAGCGUGAUCAACUGCAAGACCAUCCCGGUGGCGGAGCGCUUCUUCACCAGCUCGCAGUCGGUGAGUCUGCGGCAGGCGGCCUGGUACCCGAGCGACAACGACGAGCCCCACCUGGUGCUGCUUACCUCCGACAACACCCUCCGGUUCUACGGGUUGAAGUCGCCCCACACGCCGGUGAGAGUCCUGCCGCUGUCUCAGUCUGAUGAUGGCGGCAGCGGCCAUCCUCCCGUCUGCUCCUACGCAGCUUCUCUGGGGGAGAUCGCGGUGGCGUUUGACUUCGGGCCGCUGUCGUCUCCUCCCCGGCAGCUGGCGGUCCGGUUCCCCAAAGAGCAGCUGGUGUAUCCCCUGUACAUCCUUUACGAAAACGGGGAGACCUACGUGAGCUACACAAGCCAGACAACCGGUGUGAGUCUGAGCAAACCUGUCGGCCCCCUCCCCAUGUACCCAGCUGCAGAGGACAACUACGGCUAUGAUGCUUGUGCCAUUCUCUGCCUGCCAUGUGUGCCCAGUAUCCUGGUCAUCGCCACAGAGACGGGCACCCUAUACCACUGUGUGGUGCUGGAGCCCGAGGAAGAGGAGGAGACGCGGGCGGUGGAGAAGUGGAUCCGAGGUGCAGAGGCAGUGCCAGCUCUCUAUGUCUUCGAGUGUGUGGAGCUGGAGCUCACCCUGAAAGUGGCGACCGGAGAGGACGAGGAGCCUCCAGAGUUUGACUUCACCUGCCCCAUCAGGCUGCACAGAGACCCCCUGUGCCAGCACCGGUACCACUGCACCCACGAAGCCGGCGUCCACAGCGUGGGCCUGAUCUGGGUCAACAAGCUGCAGAAGUUCCUCCAGUCGAAGGAGGAGGAGAAGGACAGUCUCCAGGAGCUGGCUGCUGAGAAGCGCUGCAUCGUUGAGCACAUUCUUUGCACCAGGCCACUCCAAACCAGUCAGUCGGCUCCGGUUCUCGGCUUCUUGAUCGUGUCUGACCUUUCCCUCGGUGCCACCAUGAUCUGCAUCACCAGCAUCUACGAGUGCAUCCUCUUGCCCCUGCUGAGCUCUAUUCGCCCUCCCUCACCUUCUCUGCUCUGCUCCCAUCUCGGCCCGGGCUCCGUGAACUCCCCUCUGCGCGGCCUGGCCAACGACUCCUUCGAGCAGCACAUCCGCAACAUCCUGGCCCGAAGCUCCACCAAUCCCCUCGUGCUGAAGGCCGGAGACAAGGAAACAUCCCCAGCCCCUCAGGAGUGUCUGCAGCUCCUCAGCAGAGCCACGCAGGUCUUCCGCGAGGAGUACAUCCUCAAGCAGGACAUGGCCCGCGAGGAGAUGCAGAAAAGAGUGAAGCUCCUGACGGGCCAGAAGAAAAAGCAGCUGGAGGAGCUGGCUCUGUGCAUGGAGGAGAGGAAGAGUCUGACAGAGGCAGCGGAGAGGCUGGCCGACAAGCACGAAGAUGCAAAGUAUCGGCAGGAAACCAUUAUGAACAGGGUCAAAAAGGUGCUGGUCAGUGUGCAAAGCCAGCUGCCCGUCCUGUCCAACAGCGAGAAGGACAUGAAGAAGGAGCUGCAGACCAUCAGCGACAAACUGAAGCACCUGGACAACUGCAUCAAGCAGGUGAACAUGAAGAUGGAAUACCAGAAGACACAGGUGGACAAGGACGCGCCCGCAGCCAGGACGUCAGUGUCACUCAACGCCCAGCAGAAAAAGGUGGUCCAGGAUGUCCUCAGAGAACAGGGACAGCAAAUCGGGGACAUGAUGAAGCAGAUAAAGGACAUCAAGAACCACUUCAGUUUCUAAGCUCUGUGGACAUCACCAGAAAUGGGUUGAGGGUUGGGUUGGGGUGUGUGU
Molecule: messenger RNA, 2226 nt
Organism: Platichthys flesus (European flounder)
Lineage: Eukaryota; Metazoa; Chordata; Actinopteri; Pleuronectiformes; Pleuronectidae
Gene: nup88
Product: nucleoporin 88
Exons: 1
Coding region: 13-2175 (720 amino acids)
Biological process (GO): ribosomal large subunit export from nucleus; mRNA export from nucleus; protein import into nucleus
Cellular component (GO): nuclear pore
Molecular function (GO): structural constituent of nuclear pore
Source: RefSeq, a predicted model, not a curated record